GCAAAAACCUCAAAGAAAAUCACCAAAGAAAACAGAACAAGGGUGAAGACAAACGCACCUGCAAGCUGCCCAUAGUCCCACACAAUUAGUUGUCAUUUCCACAAAGCAUCAAUUCCACCCAAAUCCAUGAAAAUUCUCCUCAUUCAGCUCUAAAAUCAAUGGCCACUACUGUAACUCCUGAACAUGGAAGACACAGGAAACCAAGAAUCAAAUCACACUCUGCAACCCCUAAUUCAACUCAUGUUACUGAAUCCAGGGAACGUCUUCCUCCCAGGAAAAACCUGUUUGGAUUUUUGAGUCUGGGAUGUGGUCGGUGUUCCUCACCGGCGGUGGCUGUGCAUCCUCCAGGGCGAAUCCUGCCGGAAAAUACGAGAAGGAGGAGGAGGAGGAAGAAGAAACAGAGAAGAAACGGUGGAUCACGCCAGGAAAAUAUGGUGGUUAUUGUUCCGGAUGUUUGCUGUACUCCUCCCGGGAUUGGAUUUACAUAUGAUGUUGCACAGAGUACAAGUGCUGAUGCGCAUAGACGAAAUCACCGACAGCGUUCUCGUGCCACAAGGCAAGCGGCGGAUCUUCAGCCGCCAUGGAGCACUACAGAAGUCGAUGCUACAGCUUUCAUAAGAUCAAAUGUAUCUGAUUCGAGGCAAUAUACUCGUCUCCAACGUCGUUCUCCUGGGGGAAUAUCUGAGAUUGUGAUGUUGGAACUUAAUCCAUUGUUGGAUGGGAGAUUAGAAGGAAGCGAUCGGUUUGGAGCAUGGAGGAUCAACGCAGAUAUCAUGUCAUACGAGGAAUUGGUGGAAUUGAGUGACAGAAUCGGGUACGUUGGUGGUGGUUUGCAAGAAGAAGAAAUACUCGACUGUUUAAGAAGACCUAAGAAAUCCUUCCUUAAGUCCUUUGACUUUAAUUCCAAAGUCAAAGACUCUAAAUGUAGCAUAUGUCAAGAGGAGUGUAAAGGAGAUGAAGAUUUGGGAAAACUUGAAUGCGGGCAUUACCAUCACGUAGAUUGCAUAAAACAAUGGCUACUCUACAAAAACGAAUGUCCAAUCUGCAAAACCGUGGCUAAACCCGAUAAAUGACUGCGAUAUGUCAUAUUCGCCAUAAUUUACUAAGUUUUUGUGAUGUUGGUUUUGAUAUAUUUUUUUUGGAUUUUAUUUAGGCUAAGUACAUGUAUACAAGUAUACAACUAGCUAAGAUUAAGCCCUUUUGUGUUUUUAGUUAUUUAUUUUUUUUAUCGAUGUUGGUUUUUGUUUAUAAUAAUAG
Lactuca virosa is the source of this 1257-nucleotide messenger RNA. The record is from the annotation of a GenBank genome assembly. Lineage: Eukaryota; Viridiplantae; Streptophyta; Magnoliopsida; Asterales; Asteraceae.